Messenger RNA from Sporisorium graminicola, 810 nucleotides. RefSeq lists its product as uncharacterized. Bases 1 to 810 code for a protein of 269 amino acids. The record is from RefSeq and is a predicted model, not a curated record. The transcript has 2 exons. NCBI's taxonomy places the organism in Eukaryota, Fungi, Basidiomycota, Ustilaginomycetes, Ustilaginales, Ustilaginaceae.
AUGACAUUUUCCUACGCAGCCAAGCAGAUCGUGGUGGUGGUGGGUGCAGGACCUGGGCUGGGAUUCAGCGUGGCUCGCAAAUUUGCCGAGCAGGGACAUCCGGUUGCGCUGCUGUCACGAUCCAAGGAGCGUCUCGAGUCGCUUGCGUCGCAGAUCAAUAAACUUCAGGGUCAGCACGGUCAUGCAGCGGCGUACGCGGUCGACGUGCAAGAUGAACAGUCGGUCAACAAGACGAUCGAACAGAUCCAGCAAGACUUUUCAAGCGGCAAGGUGGGUGCUCAACACCAAGGCGCCGCCAUCCACACUGGCGUGUUCAACCCGGGUGGAGGAUUUGUGCGUGCUAGCUUCCUCGACACCAAGGCCAGCCAAGUCGAGGAGGCUUUCAAGACGCAAGUCUACGGUGGCUUUGUGUUUUCACAAGCCAUCCUGAAAGCCAUCACUUCAAGCCCAGCCUUUUCGCAGACCAGCGAUCCGAAAGCGCCGUUGGGCAACAUCCUGCUCACGGGCGCCACGGCAUCGAUCAAGGGCAGCGCCAACUUUGCUGCUUUCGCCUCAUCCAAGUUCGGCCUGCGUGCGCUCGGACAGAGUCUGGCGCGCGAGUGGGGCCCCAAGGGCGUUCAUGUCUCGCACUUCAUCAUCGACGGCAUUAUCGUCACGGAACGCACCGACCGACUGAUCGGCUCGGACUACCCUGCUGAGUCGCGCAUGGAUGCAGACGCCAUCGCGCAGGUCUACCUCGACACGGCUCGACAGCCACGCAGCGUGUGGGCCUUUGAGAUCGAUCUCCGUCCCUCGGUAGAGAAGUGGUGA